AGUUGAGACGACAGUGCCGUCAGGCACGAUCGACGAGUGUUUAGUCUGCUCCGAUGGAAAACGUGAAAUGCUUUUCAGCCCCUGCGGGCAUAUAGCCUGCUGCAACGCCUGCGCCCCGAGGGUCAAGAAAUGUCUGAUCUGCAGAGAAAAUAUUCUGUCCCGAACGAAGAUCGAGGAAUGCGUGGUGUGCUCGGAUCGCAAGGCGAGCGUAUUGUUUCGGCCAUGCGGGCACAUGUGCGCCUGUGAAAGUUGCGCAGCGCUGAUGAAGAAGUGCGUACAGUGCAGAAUGCAGAUACAGCACAUGGUGUCGAUGUCCAUCUGCUGCGGAGGUGGCGGCGACGUCACUUACGUUAAAGGCAUCAAUAUUACAGGGGCCUUAAUAACGGACGUGAAGAACGAGCAGGAAGAAGAAUUACCGCCGCAGAACACGGGCGGUGGUGGGGAAGGGAUUCUGAUGAACAACGGCAGUCGAGACAUGUCCCUAAGCGAUAUACAGAAACUUCAGCAACAACUCCAAGACAUCAAGGAACAGACGAUGUGCCCGGUCUGCCUGGACCGUUUGAAGAACAUGAUAUUUUUAUGCGGCCACGGGACCUGUCAAAUGUGCGGCGACCAGAUGUCGGAGUGCCCGAUAUGCCGGAAGUCGGUGGACAAACGGAUUCUGCUGUACUGAACCCAGGAGACAGGUCGACGUUUCGAGUUUUUUUAAGCAAUAGGAAUAACUAAAUAUUGCAUAAAUACGUCGAUUGAAAAUGUUCGACAGAUUUAAUUUGCUUCCGAGACUUCCAACGUGAGACUUCGACUGGUGAUUCCGUUUGAAAAGCAUAAAACAUGCAUUAAUUAGCUGCAAAUAUUAAUAUCUUUUAUAUACAUACUAUACAA
This is a messenger RNA of Ceratina calcarata, 882 nucleotides long. Its product is annotated as E3 ubiquitin-protein ligase mib1-like. The transcript is spliced from 4 exons. The record is from RefSeq and is a predicted model, not a curated record. Lineage: Eukaryota; Metazoa; Arthropoda; Insecta; Hymenoptera; Apidae. The coding region runs from base 68 to 673 and encodes 201 amino acids.